AUGACUCUUUCUCCAGAAGAAUCUCAGAAGAUUUUAACGCAAAAGCUCGAGAUGCUCAAGGAUAAAAAGAAUGAUAGGAACAUGCAAUUCCUUCAGAAUUUAUCUAUUUCUUUAGAAACAUCACCUAAAAUUGAUGAUCCAAACUACGAUAGAGGAAGAGAAGCAGCAUUUCAAAAAGCAACUAUAGAAGGAGUUUACAAAGCCAAAGAAAUCAUGGAUGAACUCAAUAUCCAAUAUAUCAGGCAAGAAAAGCCAGCACAACCACAAGAAGAGAAGAAAGCAGAGCAGUAA
Messenger RNA from Trichomonas vaginalis G3, 291 nucleotides. RefSeq lists its product as uncharacterized. Bases 1 to 291 code for a protein of 96 amino acids. The transcript has a single exon. The record is from RefSeq and is a predicted model, not a curated record. Lineage: Eukaryota; Parabasalia; Trichomonadida; Trichomonadidae.